Messenger RNA from Colius striatus (speckled mousebird), 2580 nucleotides. It is a transcript of the gene FUCA2, whose product is annotated as alpha-L-fucosidase 2. Gene Ontology annotation, cellular component: lysosome. Lineage: Eukaryota; Metazoa; Chordata; Aves; Coliiformes; Coliidae. The record is from RefSeq and is a predicted model, not a curated record. The transcript is spliced from 7 exons. Gene Ontology annotation, biological process: fucose metabolic process; glycoside catabolic process. Gene Ontology annotation, molecular function: alpha-L-fucosidase activity. The coding region runs from base 275 to 1687 and encodes 470 amino acids.
CGGAUAAACCGGAACCGAUAGGGACGAGACCCAGCGCAGCUCCCUCCGGAGAAGGCCAAACGGGCCCAGCGGCGGUGAGCCGCGAGCGGGCAGGGCCGCAGCCCCUCACCUACGGGCGGCACAGACCAUCUCCAGGAGGGUGGCGAGUUCCGGCGGAGCGGGCGGCGAAGGGGGGAGAGCCCGGCCCGCCCUGCCUGUGCCCCCCCACCGCCGCCAGCGGCCUCCCCUGCCACGGCCCCCGCACUGAGAAGCCGCCUCCCCUCCAUCCGCCGCCAUGUCGGGCCCGCUCGGCAGCCCGGUCGCGCUGCCGCUGCUGCUGUUGGGGCUGGGGCUGCCCGGGCUCCUGCCGGCGCGGCCGCCGGGCGGCGGCGAGCGGCCCCGCUACGAGCCCAGCUGGGACUCGCUGGACGCCCGGCCGCUGCCCGCCUGGUUUGACGAGGCGAAGUUUGGCGUCUUCAUCCACUGGGGCGUGUUCUCGGUGCCCAGCUUCGGCAGCGAGUGGUUCUGGUGGUACUGGCAGAAAGAAAAGAGAGAGCCCUAUGUAAAAUUUAUGGAGGCAAAUUACCCACCUGGGUUCAGUUAUGAAGAUUUCGGGCCACAGUUUACAGCAGAAUUCUUUGACGCCAACCAGUGGGCAGAUAUUCUGAAGGCUUCAGGUGCAAAAUAUGUUGUCUUAACUUCAAAACAUCAUGAAGGCUUUACUUUGUGGGGGUCCAAAUAUUCUUGGAACUGGAACGCUAUUGACGUAGGACCAAAACGAGACCUUGUCGCUGAACUAGCAACAUCUAUUAGAAACAGGACUGACUUGCGUUUUGGGCUAUACCAUUCUCUGUUUGAAUGGUUUAAUCCUCUCUUCCUUGAGGAUGCCACCAAUAUCUUUAAGACAAGAAAGUUUCCAACCAGUAAAUCAUUACCAGAACUCUAUGAAAUUGUGACCAAGUACCAGCCAGAAAUAAUUUGGUCUGAUGGGGAUGGAAAUGCGCCAGAUACUUACUGGAACAGCACUGGUUUCUUGGCUUGGCUGUAUAAUGACAGCCCAGUCCGGGACACGGUGGUGACCAAUGACCGCUGGGGCGUCGGCAGCAUCUGUACACACGGUGGCUUCUACACGUGUAGUGACCGCUACAACCCCGGCCACCUCCUGCCUCACAAGUGGGAGAACUGUAUGACUAUUGACAAGAAGUCCUGGGGCUACAGGAGGAACGCACAGCUUGACGACUACCUCACCAUCGAAGACUUGGUGAAGCAACUUGUAGAAACAGUGUCUUGUGGUGGAAAUCUUUUGAUGAAUAUCGGGCCCACUCACGAUGGUCGCAUCGCCGUGGUAUUUGAGGAGCGCCUGAGGCAGAUGGGUGCCUGGCUGAAAGUCAACGCAGACGCCAUCUACUGGACGACGCCGUGGAGAGCACAGAACGACAGCCUCACGGCAGACGUGUGGUACACUUUCAGCCCUAAAGAAGGCAAAGUGAAUGCUAUCUUCCUUAACUGGCCAGUCUCUGGGACUCUGGAACUUGGUGAGCCACAGGCUAAGCUUGGAGAAACACAGGUGCAGCUGCUUGGCUACAAGGAUCUGCUGAAAUGGGUUGCCCUGGGAGAAAAGGGAAUCGUCAUCGCUCUAACUCAGUUAACUCCGAAGCAGUUGCCAUGUCAGUGGGGCUGGACUUUACAGCUGACUGCCAUAAGCUGAGCCAGUUGCUGGAGCCUUGGGGCAGUAGGGAAGGCUGGCUGGGGCUCUGCCCUGCUUCUCUAACUCUUCCUGGCCUGACAGAGAAACAUUGAUAACUUCACUUUUUUAAUGAAAGGUGGGCUGCUAUUAAAGGAUGGAAGGAAUAUGUCCCUGUGUGACCUGAUCUACGUCAUCCUGCUUUAGUAGGUGUCAUUGGACUAGAUGAUCUCUAAAGGUCCCUUCCACCAACCUCUAGCAGUCUGUGAUUCUAUGAACAAAUCUCACAUGAAAUGAAGCAUGGGGCAGUGAAUCUCUGAAUACAAUUUGUUUCUUGGAACUUGUUUGAAAAGCUGAGCAUCCACCUUGACCGAUCCACGUUUUUUAGUCCCUUCCUUGCCAAGUUAGGGAGAGAACAUGGUGGGAGGGGAAAUACAGGUACUAGACUUUUAAAGCUAUGAGAGGAUGGAGCUAUCUCAAGCUAGUGUUCAAAUCCACCUAAAUCAGCUAUAUACUUCUUUAAUGCCAGAAAUCUAACUUCCACGACACUAUACAAUAAAAACUGUCAGUAUUGGAGAGAAAAGAAGAAACAUUUUCCAGUUGUGUGCAACAACCAGCAGCCGGUAGUUCCAGCUGAGUAAGGUUAGGUAUCUAUGGGAACAGCCCUGUAAUAGUUUGGAAUUCACCACUGAGGCAAUAUCUAUGUACAUCUUAAUUUCUCAUCAUGAAAACCUUAAAGUUCACAUGUUCCUACUAUUGAGUAAUUCUAAUCAUUACUAGGAGAGAAGAGGGAGGGGUUGUUGUUACCGUUUUGCAUGAUUUUUACAUGGUUAAUGCUGCCUCUUUUUUACAGCCCUUGUUUUUACACAGUUACCAGUGUGCCUUCUGGGGACAAUUAAACAAAACAUAUACUGCAA